Molecule: messenger RNA, 552 nt
Organism: Babesia ovata
Lineage: Eukaryota; Apicomplexa; Aconoidasida; Piroplasmida; Babesiidae
Product: U3 small nucleolar ribonucleo IMP3
Exons: 3
Coding region: 1-552 (183 amino acids)
Biological process (GO): rRNA processing
Cellular component (GO): Mpp10 complex; small ribosomal subunit; small-subunit processome
Molecular function (GO): structural constituent of ribosome; rRNA binding; snoRNA binding
Source: RefSeq, a predicted model, not a curated record
AUGAGGCAACUGAAGUAUCACGAGCAGAAGUUGCUCAAGAAGGUCAACCUAUUCGACUGGAAACGAGUAGACACCCAUCGUGAGACCAAAAUUUUGCGGAGGUACUACAUCCAGGACCCGGAGGAUUAUCACAAGUACAACAAAAUCGCCGGCAAAAUCACCAAACUGGUGAGCGAGCUGAGGAAGCUCCCCGAAGACGAUGCGUUCAGGAUCAAAAUGACAGACGCGCUUUUAGAAAAAAUGUAUCAGAUGGGUCUGAUAAGUGUACGCGGCAACCUGGAGCUGUGCGAGCGCCUGGCAGCCAGCGUUUUCUGCAGGCGUCGGCUGGCCACGGUGCUCGUACAGCGCAAGUUUUGCGAACAUCUCAAGCAGGCUAUCACCUACAUAGAGCAAGGGCACAUUAAGGUCGGGCUUGACAUAGUGAACAACCCAGCUUACCAUGUCACGAGAGAGCUGGAGGACCACAUCACAUGGGCCCAGGGCUCCAAGAUAAAGGAGAAGGUGCUCGAUUUCACCGGCGCCAGAGACGAUUUUGAACUGUUGGGGAACUAG